Molecule: messenger RNA, 795 nt
Organism: Geodia barretti
Lineage: Eukaryota; Metazoa; Porifera; Demospongiae; Tetractinellida; Geodiidae
Source: the annotation of a GenBank genome assembly
GCGCAGGCAACGACUUCGUCAUCAUUGAUAACCGUAAAGGCGUUGUCCAAUACGAAAAUACCGAUUUUGUCGAAAAGGUUUGCCAACGCCGGAUGUCUGCCGGUGCAGACGGUGUGCUGCUUGUCGAAAAUACGGAUAAAGCGGAUUUCCGAAUGCGCUACUUCAACGCGGACGGCGGCGAAGCGGAGACCUGCGGAAAUGGCGCGCGUUGUAUCUCAAGGUUCGCCUAUAUUAAUGGCAUCGUUUCGGAGAGGAUGUCCUUUUGAGACGCAAGCGGGAAUCUACGAAUCAGAAAUUCUCGGCGCAGACGUCAAGGUUCGGAUGAGCGAUCCAACGGACGUUCGAUUGAACUUUCCGCUUCAGUUGGAAGAUGGCGUCCACAACAUCUCUUUCGCCAACAGCGGCGUUCCCCAUGUCCUCUUUUUCGCUGAAGAUUUGGAGGGAACGGAUGUGUUCGGGCUUGGCAGGCAGACGCGCUACCACGACGACUUCAAACCUGCGGGGACAAACGCCAAUUUCGUUCGGGUCAAAGAUUCUCAAGCGAUUGACAUCCGCACCUAUGAACGCGGCGUCGAAGAUGAAACGCUCGCCUGUGGUACGGGCUCUAUUGCCGCUGCGGUUGUCUCUGCCGCGCUAGGGAAAGUCACGUCCCCGGUCGCUGUGAAGACUGCGAGCGGUUCGGUGCUGACCAUCCAUUUUGACCUAGUGAACGGUGAACCGGAAAAUGUCUAUCUGGAAGGGGAUGCCCGAAUCAUCUAUGCGGGUGAACUCACAGAGGACGCUUGGGUGUAUUAA